Messenger RNA from Tetrahymena thermophila SB210, 1479 nucleotides. Its product is annotated as AMP-binding enzyme family protein. Lineage: Eukaryota; Ciliophora; Oligohymenophorea; Hymenostomatida; Tetrahymenidae. The record is from RefSeq and is a predicted model, not a curated record. The transcript has 4 exons.
AUGUCUUAGAUAAGUAAUUAUACUUUUCUUUAAGAAUAAACAAAUAAUAUUUAUUCUUAGAUAUUUGUUAAUAUUUAUGGAUGCUUAGAUUUAGAUGACUUAAAAACAACAAUUCCAGAUAAUUGUGCUAGUUAAAGUGAGAUAGAUGAGGUUAUAAAUGGAAUAUAAGCUGGUUUUAGUAUGUUUUUAAAAGCAUAAUAAUAUAACAUAACUUCAAAACAGAUUCAGACUAGCUAUAGAUUUGUAGAGAUUUUUGGUUUAUCAAAUUAGUUCAUUCUAAGCUAAUUAAAGACAAAGAUUUAAAACACUGAAGUAAAAUAAGGAUUACUUUUCUAAGAAUAAUAAACAUAUUUUACGCCUGUGUCAUAUGAUUAAACAAUACAAAGCUUUGAUAGAUAACUUUCUUUGAAAUCAGGUCUUGGCCCAUACAUUUAAAUAUCUAUAUCUAUGGAUGAAGCAGUGUAAUUUACCUAAAUAUAAUAUCCUACAAUAACACAAAUUUUAGCUUUGGUUAAUAGUAUUGGUUUCAUAGCAAUUAUUUGUAGAGUAAUUGCAAGAUUUAUAUCAUAAAAUGUCAUUAAAGAAGACUUUUUUAUUCUUAUUAUGAGGAAUCUAUUUUAAGAUAAAUGCUAACAAGUACUAUAGGAUAAUAAUUUGAUAAAUAAAUGUGAAAUACUAUUGCAAAUUCAGAAAAUGGAAGAACCUAUAGCUGACAAGAGUGAACAAAAUAAUAUCACAAAUUUUGCUGAUCGUUUAGAUUCAGUCAACUCAUUAUAAAAUUAAUAGAAUUUGACAAAUAAAUUUAAAUUUGAUAAACUUGACAUAAUUUCUUAAAAUGAAUCUCAUAAAGCAUCUAUGAUAAAUAGUAAAAUAACAUUGAAGAUAAAGGAAAACUCAAUAAUACAAAAUUCUUUGAACAAACAAUAAGAAAUACCUAAGAAUGCUUUUAAAACUAAAUUUUAAAACCAAAAAACUAAAAAAUCUUUCAUUGAUGUAAUAUCUUAAAAGUUAAAAGUUAAGGAGAAUAAUUCAGUUAAAAAAGCCCUUUAAAAGACUAUUUUUAAAUUUAGAUGUUGCAAAAACAAGGAAUAUCUUUUGUAGAAAGGCAUUGACUAAAAAUAAAUGAUAAAAAUUUAAAAAGAAGUAUUAAAGAAUUUAAAUAUUAAUGAGCUCUUUAAGGAUAUAAUAUUUUUGAAGAAAGCAAUUAGUAUGCUACUGAGCUUAGACUAGAUAGCUGCUAUCCAUAUUAUUGGUUUGACAGAUAAUUAUAUGAAUCUUGAUUUAGAAAGCACAACUUCAAACAUUAAUUUUGAUUAAUAGAAAGAAAAUUUAAAUUAUUUCGAGAAGUAUUAUGUUAUGCAAUAAUGUUGUAAGAUAUAAAUUGAUUAUAUUCAAAAAUUCUUGACAAAAUGUGAGGAAAAUGAAGAUCUAAGCAUAAUCGAUUAAAGAAUUAUUUCAUCAAUUUCAAACAAUAUUUGA